AUGGCGGCUCAAACGUGCCUUAGACGAAUUCAUUUCACAAUCCAAAAACUUCCCUUUAAUGAGGUUUACUUGCGGUCUAGAACAUUAGCUUCGAGCUUUGAAACCAGUUCUUUGAUUCUAAGACCACCAUCUGCUUAUUCUUUGCGUAUAACAAGAACAAUGUGCUCCAAAAGAGGUAAAGGCUUUUCUGGCGAUGAAGAUGGAAAUGGAGACCGUGAUGAAGUCCACACGAAGGUAAAACCUGUUUUAGUAUCCCUCAAUCAGGGACCUUUUGGUUGGAUUGCAAAUAAUUUGAAGCUGUUCUUGCUAAAGAGCAUAGUGGAUACAGAAUUCGAUGAAAAGGAAUUUCUCCGGGGCGCCAAGCAAGCUCUGUGUGUAGUCUCUCAGCUAUUGAACAAAGAACAAUACAGCCAGUUGCAGGAGACAGUAUCUAAUCAACUACUAGAGUCAUUGAUGAGUAUGAAAGAUGAUAAACCAAUUAAGGAAGUGGUUUCGUUGAAAGAGAUUUUAUCGGCGAAUAUACAGAAAGUAAAAUUCAGAUUCGAAGCAGAUGAAACUACUUUAAGUUCUGGCGAGGGACAUUUUGAGGUGAACAUAACAGUUGCCUUUGUGUGCACAAGGGGCAAUGGAAAGGGAGCGUUUCAAAGGCAGCUUGGAAAUGUCAAGAUAAUUGACUUAGAUAUUCCUAAGAUAGUGUAUUUAACUUUUAGAAAACGUCAUACGCUUAGUAACGCUACUGGUUGGCAGGUGAUAAGUAUUUACUAUAUCUGA
This is a messenger RNA of Pocillopora meandrina, 771 nucleotides long. NCBI's taxonomy places the organism in Eukaryota, Metazoa, Cnidaria, Anthozoa, Scleractinia, Pocilloporidae. The record is from the annotation of a GenBank genome assembly.